AUGGCGGUCUUCCACACCCUCUUUUUACUUCUCUCCCUCUUCGCGACGCUAGCGACCGUGACGUCUCUUGAACGUCCUAGUUCCCUGGCCGUAACUCGACCGCAAGAUUUGCGAAGGAAGCACCCACUCGUCGGGGGCGGUGCCGCGGGUGCUGGUAAUGUGGGUCACCGCACAGCACCCAAUCUGAAGGUGUAUAAUCAUCAGAUCGUCGAUACCAGCACGGGAAAGCCGUACAUCAUGCUUGGUGUCUCGCAAAGCGGGCCCGAGUAUGCUUGUAUCAAGAUGUCGGUGCCCAUGGGGGGUGCCGAUACGAUGCCCAUGAGUGCGAGCACGAUCUACAUGCUCAAGAAUAAGUGGGGAGUCAAUACCGUACGCAUCCCCAUGAACGAAGCAUGCCUCCUCGACCUCGACAAUGGUCCUCCCCAAGCGCGUGGCGACGCCUAUCUCAAUUACAUUGCUACGUACGUCGACAUGCUCAUUGCAAAUGGCAUUACACCUAUCCUCGACCUUCACUGGACCGUGGGGAAAGCAAGCGACACGUCUACGACCGACCAGCAAGACUUUGCCAAUGUUGGACACUCGCUCGAGUUCUGGAAAAGGGUAGCGAAGCGCUUUGUCAAUUACAGAAACGUCGUGUUCGAGCUUUUCAACGAGCCGAAACCUAAGGCGAGCGUCAAAAUGUGGUGGUGCCUGCAGUACGGCUGGAAUGCCAAAUUCUGCGAUUACAACCCUGGCUACCAGGUGGCGGGCAUGCAGGAUAUGAUCAAUGUCGUUAGAAGUAUGAAGUUCAAAGGCCUGCUCCUCUGCGCCGGUCUAGAUUUUGCAAACGAUAUCAGGGAUUGGGCGAAAUACAAGCUUAAGGACGACAAGGAAAACAACUUGGCUAUCUCGGUACACGUUUACGACUUCAAAGAAAUCUGUAAGGGCGUCGAGUGCAUCAAAGACAUCCUAGUUCCAAUUGCACGCUUUCACCCAAUCGUGACGACGGAGCUGGGGAGCUCAAGCACUAACCCGACAUACUUGUACAAUUUCAUGUAUGACUUUAUGAAACAAGCGUACGAAGCCAACAUCGGCACUAUUGGAUGGUCGCUCAAUCAUCGUCGCCCGGGGGAUCCGCAACUGCUUGACAACACCCAGGGAAAGCCAUCGCCAGCGGGAUAUGGGCUCAUUGAUUUCAUCAAAUACGCGCGUGGACUAAAGGUGACUUCCACCCACAGGGGGGGUAGCCAUCGUGCUCUUACGGCCCCAGUAUCCAGCCCGCUGAACAAGGGAGUCAACAACGUCGAGGAGCUCCAACAGUAA
Molecule: messenger RNA, 1302 nt
Organism: Acaromyces ingoldii
Lineage: Eukaryota; Fungi; Basidiomycota; Exobasidiomycetes; Exobasidiales; Cryptobasidiaceae
Product: glycoside hydrolase
Exons: 4
Coding region: 1-1302 (433 amino acids)
Biological process (GO): glucan catabolic process
Molecular function (GO): hydrolase activity, hydrolyzing O-glycosyl compounds
Source: RefSeq, a predicted model, not a curated record